AGCCGACAGCAGUACCACGUCAGCAGGCCCCCGGCCUGGUCUAUGCUUUUGUGCUCACAAACAACUGUCAUGGACCAGAAGUCCGGGGAAACGGACGAGGCCUAUCAGGCCCGGAUGCUGCUUCUGAUUACCGAAGCUAAGCAAUCGUCGGAUGCAGUAGCAGCCGCAGCACAGAAGAAGGCAGAGGGCGCCGAGAAGGCACGUCUGCUGGCAAUUGAACAGCAGCGCCAGCAUGACGAGGCAGCAGCAAAGGCUGCCGAUAAAGAACGAGUUCAACGUCGUGAGAAGAUAUUCAGCGGAGAGCAAGCUUUGCUCACAAUGGCAGCGGAUUGGCGGACCGAGUCUGAGAGUGGCAAGAUGGAAGACCGUGAAAACAAGAUCGCUCUACUCCUAUCCCAUCUCACGGACCUCCUGGCAACAUGCAUUACACAGCAGGAGGACAUCCACAGCCUCAACGACGCGCUGACUCAAGUCCACGGCCGCCUCCGGCAGCUGGAGCAGCGCCCUGUCGCCGCCCCCGAUGCCAGCUCUUCCAACACCUCCGAUCGCCUCGAGGCAUUGGAGAUUGAUGCCGGCUCCCUCAAGGACGGCGUGCAAUUACAGCAAACCGCAACGCAACAGAUGGAGCAGCGGAUCUGUACUGCCGCCAACAACUCGAGCUUGGAACCGUGCGAGACAGCUUCAAAGUUCGACGGGCAGGAGAUCUUCUGCGACUCGAUGAAGACAGAUCCGAUUUCAUGGUUCCACAAGUUCGAGCUCACACUGCAGCUACACUACGUCAAAGAACACAAGCACCACGCGUACUUAUACUCCCGGUCGAGGGGUGCGUACCAGGCAUGGUUGGACAAUCUCUUGUCCAAGUACCGAGUGGUAGCUGCCGACUUGCAUACCAAGAUUAGUUGGGAUGAUCUGAAGGAGGCGUGGCAUAAGCGGUUCCAAGUAGAGCCGGCGGAGAUCAAGGCAAUGGACAAGCUGAUGGUCUUCGAACAAGGCACACUACUGAACGAUAUUCUCGUCUAUAGCCGGUCAUUGGAGGAUCAUCUUGAGCACCUUCGACGAGUGUUGGAGACGCUCCGCCGCGCUAAGUACAAGGCCAACCGCGACRAGUGCGAAUUUGUCCGGCAAGAGCUGGAAUACUUGGGCCAUUUUGUCACACCGGAGGGCAUCAGUCCGCUAUCGGACAAGAUUCAAGCCAUCCAAGAGUGGCCGGAGCCACGGAACGUCACGGAUGUUCGUUCGUUCCUUGGUCUCGCCGGCUACUACCAGCGUUUUAUCAAGGGCUACUCGAAGAUCACGACCCACUUGACCAAGCUUCAAUGCGAGGAUCGGCCGUUUGACUUCGGAGAGGAGGCGCAGGAAUCAUUUUUGGCUCUCAAAGCCGUGCUAUUAUCUGCGGAGGUCUUGCGCAUAUACGACCCGCUUUUGCCUACGCGCGUCACUACGGAUGCGUCCGGCUAUGGCAUUGGUGCCGUCCUCGAGCAACACGAUGGCGUGGACUGGCACCCGAUCGAGUAUUUCAGCAAGAAAGUGCCCGUCGUGCACUCCAUUGACGAUGCACGCAAGAAGGAGCCCCUCGCCUUCGUCCACGCGCUCAAGCGGUGGUGGCACUUCCUCCUUGGUCGAAGCCAAUUCCGAUGGGUAACGGACAGCGAUCUGUUGGUCUUUUACAAGACCCAAGACACCGUCUACAGCAGCAUCACUCGAUGGAUGGCUUUCAUUGACCAGUUCGACUUCUUUCCCGAUCACAUUCCGAGGAAGUCGAACCGUUUUGCGGAUGCUCUCUCACGGCGUCCAGAUCAUUGUACCAUGGUCUAUUCAACCUUCGAGAUCGACAACGACCUGCGGGACAGCUUCAUCCGCGGCUAUCAAGCCGACCUCGAGUUUCGCGACAAGUACGCGAAUUGCUCCUCUCCUAAUCCGGCGCCUUCUCACUACCGGAUCCAAGAGGGGUACUUGCUUGUCCACACACGGGGGAAGGACCUUCUUUGCGUACCGAGUGACCCUCACUUGCGUACGCGGCUUCUUGGCGAGUUCCACGAUGCUGCCGCCACCAGACACUUUGGAGUCAAUCGCACGAUUGGCCGACUUCGCGAGCGAUUUUGGUGGUCCGGCCUUGUCGACGACGUCACACGUUAUUGCGAGUCAUGCGAUGUUUGCCGACGCUGCAAAUCCCGCAACCAUCGUCCAUAUGGCGAGUUGCGACCAUUACCGGUCCCCUUGCGGCGAAGGGAAGCGAUUGCCAUGGACAUUAUCGGCCCGUUCCCCAAGCACAAGACCAGCGUGGAUGGGAUUCUCACGGUGGUCGACCGACUCACCAAGUUCGCCAUGUUUUUGCCUUGCCGCUAUCAUGCCAAGGCACCGAAGUUGGCCGAGUGGGAGGAGGAGGUCGUGCGAGGGGGAGGAGGAGGUUGUGCGAGGGGGAGGAGGAGGUUGUGCGAGGGGGAGGAGGAGGUUGUGCAAACGAGAGGAGGAGGUCGGAAGAGGGGAAGGAUGACAUCGCACAAGGGGGAGGAGGUAGGAAGACAGAUUGAAGGAGGUGGCACGAGGGGGAGGAGGAGGUUGCACAAGGAGGAGGUCGUGCGAGGGGAAGCGGACGUCGCACAAGGGGGAGGAGGUCGGAAUAGAGGUGGGAGGAGGUCGUGCGAGGUGGAUGAGGAGGGGGAGGACGAGGUCGCACAAGGAUUAGGAGGUCGCGCGAGGGGAGGAGGGUCGGAAGAGGGAGGAAGUUGCACGAGGGGGAGGAGGGGAUCGCGCGAGGGGUAGGAGGAGGUCGCGCAAGGGGGAGGAGGAGGUCACACGGAGGUUGCAUAAG
Molecule: messenger RNA, 2812 nt
Organism: Chara braunii
Lineage: Eukaryota; Viridiplantae; Streptophyta; Charophyceae; Charales; Characeae
Source: the annotation of a GenBank genome assembly